CGCCAGCGAGGAAGAAGCGUCGUGAAAAAAGCCGCAAAAUAUAUACAGACUGAAAUAAUUUUGCGAAGAUAUCGAACAAUUAACGAAUAAAGCAAUUGCAAGGCCCCAAUAUGAGUGGCGGCACCAUGUUAUACGGCGGCGACGAGAUCGGUGCCCUGGUCUUCGAUCCCGGACACCACUCUCUGCGAGUGGGCUACGCGCAGGAGGAUUCGCCCAAGGCGGAGAUUCCUUCGGUUGUGGGGAUUGGAGCGGCUCCGGAGACCAAUCUAGAUCCUGAGACCAAAACAGACAACAAUGCCACGCCAAAUAAUGCUGACCAGCGCAAGUUCUAUGUAGACACCAACUACGUGAAUGUGCCACGAUCCCAGAUGGAAGUGCAGACGUACAUGAAAGAUGGCAUGAUCGACAACUGGGACCUGUUUGAGAAGGUGAUCGACUACGCCUACGCCAAUGUCAUCCAGUCGGAGCCGGAAUACCACCCCGUGCUUUUUUCCGAGGCCUCGUGGAAUGUGCGCAACAACCGCGAAAAGCUAACCGAGCUAAUGUUCGAGAAGUACAAUGUCCCGGCCUUCUUCCUUGUGAAAAACGCUGUCCUGGCCGCCUUCUCCAGCGGGCGGGCCACCGCAUUGGUCGUGGACAGCGGAGCCACCCACACCUCUGCCGUGCCCGUUCACGAGGGCUAUGUCCUGUCGCAGGCGGUGGUCAAGUCCCCGCUGGGGGGCGACUUCCUGUCCCGGCAGUGCCGCCAGCAUCUGGAGAAGCACGGCAUCGACCUGUCGCCGGUGUACAAGAUCGCCUCCAAGGAUGUGGUCAAGGAGCGCGACAACGGACGCUUUACGCUACGCAAGCUGCCCGAGAACCUCACACCGUCGUGGCAGAACUACAUGCUGCAGCUGAUGAUGCAGGACUUCCAGAUGAACGUGCUGCAGGUCCUGGAGAAUCCCUUCGACGAACGUGUGGCUGCCCAGAUCCCGACGGUGCACUAUGAGUUCCCCAAUGGUUAUCACCAGGACUUCGGUUCUGAGCGUUUCAAGAUAGCCGAGAGUCUGUUCGACAAUGCCAUGCUAGGUGCUGGCCAACUGGCGUCCACUAGCGUGGGCAUGUGCGAUGCGGAUGUGCGACUUUCGCUCUUUGGCUCAGUUGUGGUCACUGGUGGCAAUACUCUUCUCCAAGGCUUCCCAGAGAGACUAAAUCGCGAUCUGCAGUUGCGCGCUCCCUCCAACACGCGCCUGAAAAUGAUUUCCGCCAACGGCAGUGUAGAACGCAGAUUUGGAGCCUGGAUCGGCGGCUCCAUCUUGGCCAGCAUAGGCACCUUCCAGCAGAUGUGGAUAUCUUCCCAGGAGUACGAGGAGGCCGGCAAAAGCCAAGUGGAGCGCAAGUGUCCGUAAAGACAGCGUAAUUGAAUUCCAAUUUUAAUUUUAAAGACGCAAAUCUAUGUAAUUAAUAUAAAUGUGAACUUUUAAAUGUCCCAA
Messenger RNA from Drosophila rhopaloa, 1472 nucleotides. It is a transcript of the gene Bap55, whose product is annotated as actin-like protein 6B. Gene Ontology annotation, biological process: regulation of transcription by RNA polymerase II; nervous system development. The coding region runs from base 111 to 1388 and encodes 425 amino acids. The transcript has 3 exons. Lineage: Eukaryota; Metazoa; Arthropoda; Insecta; Diptera; Drosophilidae. Gene Ontology annotation, cellular component: NuA4 histone acetyltransferase complex; SWI/SNF complex. Gene Ontology annotation, molecular function: chromatin binding. The record is from RefSeq and is a predicted model, not a curated record.